Penicillium arizonense is the source of this 438-nucleotide messenger RNA. RefSeq names its product AP-2 complex subunit sigma. Gene Ontology annotation, biological process: protein transport; clathrin-dependent endocytosis. The transcript is spliced from 5 exons. Gene Ontology annotation, molecular function: clathrin-cargo adaptor activity. Gene Ontology annotation, cellular component: AP-2 adaptor complex; intracellular membrane-bounded organelle. The record is from RefSeq and is a predicted model, not a curated record. NCBI's taxonomy places the organism in Eukaryota, Fungi, Ascomycota, Eurotiomycetes, Eurotiales, Aspergillaceae. Bases 1 to 438 code for a protein of 145 amino acids.
AUGGUCCUCUCAUUCAUCCUGGUUCAAAAUCGCCAGGGGAAAACGCGCCUGGCGAAGUGGUACGCCCCAUACAGUGAUGAGGAGAAAGUAAAACUGAAAGGCGAGGUUCAUCGCCUUGUCGCCCCCCGAGAUCAGAAAUAUCAGUCGAAUUUUGUUGAGUUCCGGCGUAGUACGAAGGUCGUCUACCGCCGGUAUGCUGGAUUGUUCUUCUGUGUCUGUGUCGAUGCCAAUGACAAUGAACUUGCCUAUCUGGAGGCUAUCCAUUUCUUCGUCGAAGUGCUAGAUCAAUUCUUCGGGAAUGUUUGCGAGCUGGAUUUGGUGUUCAAUUUCUACAAGGUCUACGCUAUCCUGGACGAAGUCUUUCUCGCCGGCGAGAUCGAAGAAACAAGCAAACAGGUCGUGCUUACGCGACUGGAGCAUCUUGAUAAAUUGGAGUAG